This is a messenger RNA of Menidia menidia (Atlantic silverside), 5205 nucleotides long. The record is from the annotation of a GenBank genome assembly. NCBI's taxonomy places the organism in Eukaryota, Metazoa, Chordata, Actinopteri, Atheriniformes, Atherinopsidae.
AUGCAGUCAGAGGAGCUAUUCAGCAGAAAACUCAAGGCCUUAAAUGGAAGCAUGGGCCCACCGGCCUCCAGCAUGCAGGUGAAGCCUGAUGGUGCUGGCAAAACAAAUGGUACUCCAGCCAUGCCUAAAAUGGGUGUCAGGGCCAGGGUGACAGAAUGGCCACCGCGGAAAGAUGGAUGGGACGGACGACCUUCACCAAACUAUCAGAGUGUGAUACCAGUGUUUCAGAACGGACAGCAGGAACACGUCGUGGAAAUACUGGAACAAGGUGAGGCUGUCUGUGUGGAGGUGGACUACACUGACAAAUACAGUCUGAACGACUUUCUCAGCGCCUCCCCACUAAAGGGUCUCCACCCGAUCCGCCAGCGCAGCAACAGUGAUGUCACCAUAAGCGACAUUGACUCUGAGGACAUCAUGGACCAGAGCGCUGUCAACCCAAACACCGGGGCUUCGCUGCACCGUGAAUAUGGCAGCACAUCUUCUAUCGAUCGGCAGGGUCUCAGUGGGGACGGCUUUUUCACCAUGCUUAGGGGCUACAGGGUGGAUAACCUGGACCAUCGCAGCAUACCACCGAUGGGUUUCCCGGAGCUGCUGCGCUGCGAUGCGUCCCUCUCUCCGAGUUUGCAGACUGCAGCCCAAAUUGCCAGGGGGGAGAUAGUCCACAUUCCAGGCUACGAUUACAUAGACAGUUCUCUUCUCUACAGCCGGGAACGGGAAAAGUCCUUCAUGAGGCGUCUCAAAUCUGAGUCAACAGAAACGUCUCUAUUCAGGAAGCUGCGGACCAUAAAGAGCGAAAGCGAUGCGCUGCGACUCUCCAUAGAGGACGACCGUCGGCCGCUGAGCUUCCAAAAAUGUUUUGCCCACUACGAUGUCCAGAGCGUGCUUUUUAACAUCAGUGAAGCCGUCGCAAGCAGAGCUAACCUGAGCCAGAGGAAGAAUACCACCACUGGGGCCUCGGCUGCCUCAGCCGGAGUAGUGGCUGGUGUCAGUGGAGUGUCAGGAGGUGGGGCUGGACUUGGGGCUGGACUUGGGGCUGGACUUGGGGCUGGACUUGGGGCUGGGGCAGAUGGCGGGGCAGCAGGUUGCAGUAGUGGAAACCUCCCCAUGUUUGAGUCUCCUCUUGGCAGCAGGGAAGACUUAAACCCCAAAGAGAACCUGGAUGCUGAUGAGGGGGACGGAAAGAGUAGCGGCCUAGUGCUGAGCUGCCCGCAUUUUCGCAAUGAGAUCGGUGGUGAAGGCGAGAGGAAGAUCUCCCUCUCCAGAGUCAACAGUGCCAACUACAGUGGUGUUUCAGAGAGCUGCUCCUUUGAGUCAUCUCUCAGCUCACAUUGUACCAACGCAGGUGUCUCUGUACUGGAGGUGCCUAGAGAAAACCAGCCGAUCCACAGGGAGAAGGUCAAACGCUACAUCAUCGAGCACAUUGACCUCGGUGCAUACUACUAUCAUAAGUACUUCUAUGGGAGAGAGCAUCAGAACUAUUUUGGGGUUGAUGAAAACCUGGGACCCGUGGCAGUAAGCAUCCGCAGGGAGAGGCUGGACGAUGGAAAAGAAAAAGAAGGAAUGCAGUACAACCACCGGGUCACCUUCAGAACCAGCCAGCUUACCACCCUCCGUGGAGCCAUCCUUGAAGAUGCCAUUCCUUCCACGGCAAGACACGGAACGGCCCGCGGGCUUCCGCUUAAGGAAGUGCUUGAGUAUGUCAUCCCUGAGCUGAAUAUUCAGUGUCUGAGGCUGGCCCUCAACUCUCCCAAAGUCCCAGAACAGCUCCUCAAACUGGAUGAGCAAGGGCUAAGCUUCCAGCACAAGGUGGGGGUGCUUUACUGCAAGGCGGGCCAAAGCACAGAGGAAGAGAUGUACAAUAACGAGAGUGCCGGACCAGCCCUGGAUGAGUUUUUGGAUCUGCUUGGUCAGAGGGUGCGUCUCAAAGGCUUCACCAAGUACAGAGCUCAACUGGAUAACAAGACCGACUCCACGGGCACGUAUUCUCUUUACACGACCUACAAGGAUUACGAGUUGAUGUUUCAUGUUUCCACUAUGCUCCCGCACACACCCAACAACCGACAACAGUUAUUGAGAAAAAGGCAUAUUGGCAACGACAUCGUCACCAUAGUAUUCCAGGAGCCUGGGGCCCUUCCUUUCACUCCAAAAAACAUCCGCUCUCAUUUCCAACAUGUGUUUGUCAUCGUCAAAGUCCACAACCCCUGUACUGAUAACGUCUGCUACAGUGUGGCUGUAUCCAGAUCAAAAGACGUGCCUCCAUUUGGCCCCCCUAUUCCCAAGUCCGUAACUUUCCCGAAGUCUGCAGUUUUCAGGGACUUCCUGCUCGCCAAGGUCAUCAAUGGCGAGAACGCCGCCCACAAGUCUGAGAAGUUUCGGGCCAUGGCGACUCGCACGCGGCAGGAAUACUUGAAGGACCUCGCUGAGAACUUUGUGAGCACGGCGACUGUGGACUCUGCUGUGAAAUUCAGUUUCAUUAACCUCGGAGCUAAGAAGAAGGAGAAAGUUAAACCAAGGAAGGACGCACACCUGCUGAGUGUGGGAGCCAUCACCUGGAGCGUGUGUGCCAGGGACUUUGGCCAGUCGAUGGAUGUGGACUGCUUGCUAGGCAUAUCCAAUGAGUUCAUUGUGCUCAUCGAAGAGGAGUCCAAAAACGUGGUGUUCAACUGUUCGUGUCGCGACGUCAUCGGAUGGACUUCGGGGAUUAUGAGCAUUAAGAUCUUCUAUGAGCGCGGGGAGUGUAUCAUGCUGUCUGCGCACGACAGCUGUGGAGAAGAUAUACGGGAGAUGGUGCAAAGACUAGAGAUCGCUACUAGAGGCUGCGAGACGUCAGAGAUGACUUUACGACGGAACAGCCUGGGCCAGCUGGGUUUCCAUGUCAACUUUGAGGGCAUUGUGGCUGAUGUGGAGCCCUUUGGCUUCGCCUGGAAGGCAGGGCUGAGACAGGGCAGCCGACUGGUGGAGAUCUGCAAGGUGGCUGUUGCCACGCUCACUCACGAGCAGAUGAUUGACCUGCUGCGAACAUCCGUCACUGUCAAAGUGGUCAUAAUCCAGCCGCAUGACGACGGCACUCCUCGGAGGGGCUGCUCUGAGCUCUACCGAAUCCCAAUGGUGGAGUACAAGGUUGACAGCGAGGGUACCCCCUGUGAGUACAAGACACCCUUCAGGAGAAACACCACCUGGCACCGGGUGCCCUCAGCUGCUGGAGCUCCUCUGUCCAGAGGCUCGCCCACUCAGGGUCCUGACCGUCUGCAGUGUCAGCAGAUCCUCCAACAGCACCAGGCCGCCAUCCCUCGGAGCACCUCAUUCGAUAGGAAACUGCCGGAUGGAUCAAGGACCAUGCAGGACAUGGAGAAUCCCCAGCUCACCUCAUGUAACAAGGGAGACCAGCACUACCGCAGCUCCCCCAGUAACCAGUCCUCCUCCAGUGAUCCAGGACCAUGCGGCAGCAGCAACUGGUCCCAACAGCCCGGAUAUGAUGGAUGUCCCUCCCCCAUCCUCCACGAACGGGCAGGGGACAUACAGGGAGGCGAUGGAGAGAUCCGCAGGGAGAGGGAGCCCACUCUGGAGAGGACCAGGUCUGCAGAGACCAAAUGGCACAUCCCCUCCACCAAGAUCCUGAACCCUCUGAAGCAGAGAGAAGGAGGAAAAGACUCCCCGAGCAAGCUGUCAAGGACGGGUGACAAAAACUCAAGCCACUCAAGUAGCAAUACUCUUUCAAGCAACGCCUCCAGCAACAGCGACGAUAAGCACUUUGGCUCUGGAGACCUGAUGGACCCAGAGAUGCUGGGCCUCACUUACAUCAAAGGGGCUUCAACUGACAGCGGCAUAGACACUAAUCCCUGCGUGCCCCCCGGGGCCCGGGUGUUGCUGCAAAAUCGGGUGGGGGAGCAGGGCCACCCCUGGGGCUCAGAGCACCAUGAGGACGGAGUGCCAGAGGAAGAUCAUGGGAAACUUUACCUACAGCAGGGCUUCGCUUCAGCCAUAAUGUCUAGUCAUGUAACGGAGGGCAGCAUUGGGGACUUAAGCGAAAUAUCCUCCCAUUCAAGUGGCUCACACCACUCGGGCAGUCCCCUGGCCCGUGGUGCCAGGUACUGUAUAUCUGCUGACUCCUCCAAGGUGUACACCAUCCCCCAGACCAGCAGCUCAGGUCCAGAGCCGGGGCCCGGGCCCGGGCCCAGCUCGGAGGCCUGUGGGCAGACACGCACACAGUCCAGUGGCAAACUGUCAGUGGACGUGAAGACGGCUGAUGAUGAUGAUGAUGAUGGUGAUGAUGAUACCCACAGCACUGAGGGACCUCCCAACAUUUCAGAGUGUGGAGGAGCAGAGAGUUUGUUAGCCUUCCUCCUCAAAAUGCUGUCUGAGCGUUCCAGGCAGCUGUACGCGCAAGAAGCAGCCUGCCAGCUCCAGGCAGCUGAGCGAGACGGAAAAUCACUGCAGCGACUUUCAAAAGAAGAAUACCGUAAGAUGAUGCUGCCUGACAGCCCUCCAGGACAAGACAGGAGUCGGAAGGUGUCGGCGGUGGACAGCUUGUCGCCGAGGCGCUCCCUAUACCGGACGCUGUCGGACGAGAGCGUGUGUAGCAACCGUAAAGCCUCAUCUUAUGCCAGCUCGCACAGCUCCGUGCUGGACCAAGCCAUGCCCAACGACAUCCUGUUCAGCACCACUCCACCUUACCACAGCACGCUGCCCCCCCGCAUGGUCCACAACCAGGGAGCAUCCAACCUGCGGAGUGAGUUUUGGUUCUCUGACGGUUCCUUGGCGGACAGGUCCAAGUUCAGCGACCCGGGCCUCAUGCCCCUCCCCGACACUGCCUCGGGCCUGGACUGGUCUCACCUGGUUGAUGCAGCACGAGCCUUUGAAGACCAACGUGUGGCGUCUUUCUGCACAAUGACGGACAUGCAGAGGGCCGAGGCUCUGCAGAUCUCAAGAGAGCUGACGAGGCGGGUGGUGGAGGCGGAGGGAGCAGCGCUGGAAGCAGAAAGCUCCCCAUCCACACUUACCGGCAAAGUCAACCAACUGGAAGUGAUUCUCAGGCAGCUGCAGCACGACCUCAGAAAGGAGAAAGAGGAUAAGGCAAUGUUACAGGAGGAGGUGCAACACCUGAGACAGGACAACAUGCGACUGCAGGAGGAAAGCCAGACGGCAGCAGCUCAGCUCAGGAAGUUCACAGAAUGGUUCUUUCACACCAUUGACAAGAAACCCUGA